Aspergillus japonicus CBS 114.51 is the source of this 614-nucleotide messenger RNA. RefSeq lists its product as uncharacterized. Lineage: Eukaryota; Fungi; Ascomycota; Eurotiomycetes; Eurotiales; Aspergillaceae. The coding region runs from base 229 to 570 and encodes 113 amino acids. The record is from RefSeq and is a predicted model, not a curated record. The transcript has a single exon.
CGGCCUACGCGCGGUGAUCGACCGAACUAUCACCUGUCACUCACUGCUCCGCCCACUCAUCUACACCCACUCGUCCACGAACAAAGCACUGGGAUCUGACUGCUACGCUGCGACGAUGAUAACCGCCUAUCUUGACGAUGAGAUGAAUGCGCAUUCCAAUUGUCGGACAACAUCUGCAACAGUGCAUCGACUGCACGCUCGAUCUAUGACAUUUCGGCGGUCCAGCGUAUGUUGGAUGUCAACAGGUCGCAUGAGAUACUCGCACGCCUACGGAUGCUUGCUGCAGGUAUGUCCCGAGGUCGGUCGGCUACUGUUACACCGAUUCAGCUUCUGCCUAAGAAUCACUUCCGUAAUAGUCAUUUGGAUCAUUCAUUGAGCAACUGUGCAUAUAAAAGACAAAACUCCAAAUCAUCGUCCACGACAGCGGACUGCCUCAUUAUUACCCGAUCGGUUAUUUCCAUAUCCAGUUGGAAUCAACAACAGCGACAAAAACAAUUAAUGUAUCGGACAACAUCCCCGUGCGAAGGCCCACAGCUCGAACCAAUCGCUAAACAGGACGGUCCUACAUGAAUGGGUAUCAGAAUUAUAACAAUGACAUGUUCAUCGGAACAUAG